AUGGCGUCGAGGAAUCGCACUUUGCUGUUCAGAAAGCAUAGAGAUGCAUUGAAGAGUGUUCGGGUUCCGUCCACCUCUUCGCCGUCGUCAACCACCACUUCCCGCGGUGGCCCCGUCAUCGAAUUGGUCAGCACCUCCCUUCUCAAUCCAAGUCGCUCUUACGCUCCGCUUAGUACCGACGAUCCCGGUAAUUCAAGUAAGGGUCUAAAUCCAAUUACUGUGGGGCUACCUCCAGCGUGGGUGGAUGUGUCUGAAGAAAUAUCAGCAAAUGUGCAACGUGCACGCACAAAGAUGGCAGAGUUGGCCAAGACUCAUGCAAAGGCUUUAAUGCCAUCAUUUGGAGAUGGUAAGGAAGACCAACAUGCUAUUGAGUCGCUAACUCACGAGAUAACUGACUUAAUAAAGAGAUCAGAGAGGAGAUUGCGGAGACUAUCUGCUACUGGGCCAUCUGAGGAUUCCAAUGUCAUGAAAAAUGUGCAGCGUUCUCUUGCUACUGACCUUCAGAAUCUCUCUGUAGAGCUCCGCAAGAAACAAUCAACUUAUUUGAAGCGCCUCAGGCAGCAAAAAGAGGGUCAAGAUGGGGUUGAUCUAGAGAUGAACAUAAAUGGACGUAAAUCCAGAUUUGAAGAUGAUGACUUGGAUAGUAUGGUAUUUAAUGAGCAUCAGAUGGCUAAGCUGAAAAAAAGUGAAGCAUUCACAGUAGAAAGAGAAAAGGAGAUCCAACAGGUUGUGGAAUCUGUGAACGAGCUUGCUCAGAUUAUGAAGGAUUUAUCAGUACUAGUCAUAGACCAGGGAACCAUUGUUGACAGAAUAGACUACAACAUUCAGAAUGUCGCUACCACAGUUGAGGAUGGCCUUAAACAGCUGCAGAAGGCAGAGAGAACUCAGAAAAAGGGGGGCAUUGUAACGUGUGCUACGGUGCUUCUUAUCAUGUGCUUCGUUAUGUUGGUUCUCUUAAUCAUUAAGGAAAUUAUUUUGUGAACCAUGGUGAUAUUCGAUUUUUUUAUAAUAUUUUGGUCACAUCUCGUUAAUGUGACCUUUCCAUUGACACACUGUCUCCUGCCUGCUCGGACAUAUUAAUGCAGCCUUAGAGAAGACCAAGGAGUUUUGGAGCAGCCAAACCAUAUGUUCUGGAUGGAGACACCAUAUUGAUUCUCUUGCAAUUUUUUAUUUUUUUGCCACUGGGGAGGUAGGGCGGAGUAGGUGUAUUAGAGGCAUAAGAGAUUAAGAGCUUUAGUGGUUGGUGUGGUAUAGUAGAAAAGUAUACAUAAGGCCACAAAAUGUAUAGAGCGGUUGUAUGAACCUCUACUUAAACAUUAUCUGUCUGCGGAAUAGGUGCUGAGCUCUUUGAUGCUUUUUUUUUGGGGGGUUUAUAUAUCUCUCGGAGAGAAUUGUGUCUUCUGCUGACACAAAACAUAGGUGAGUCUUAUCUCUGUUUUUUUUCUCUUUUCUCCUGUUUAUGGGUCCCAUUUGAGUUUUGUGUUUGCUAUAUGAGACAAUUCUUUUUGUGUAGUAGGAGAAAUAUUUAAACCUUUUUUUUUUUUUUGUUGGACAUUUUAUCUCUUCCCCCCUCAUGCUUCCUGCAUUUA
Gastrolobium bilobum is the source of this 1589-nucleotide messenger RNA. Its product is annotated as syntaxin-43-like. Gene Ontology annotation, biological process: vesicle fusion; intracellular protein transport; vesicle-mediated transport. Gene Ontology annotation, molecular function: SNARE binding; SNAP receptor activity. Lineage: Eukaryota; Viridiplantae; Streptophyta; Magnoliopsida; Fabales; Fabaceae. The record is from RefSeq and is a predicted model, not a curated record. Gene Ontology annotation, cellular component: endomembrane system; membrane; SNARE complex. The transcript has 8 exons. The coding region runs from base 1 to 981 and encodes 326 amino acids.